Molecule: messenger RNA, 4328 nt
Organism: Eucalyptus grandis
Lineage: Eukaryota; Viridiplantae; Streptophyta; Magnoliopsida; Myrtales; Myrtaceae
Product: pleiotropic drug resistance protein 3
Exons: 23
Coding region: 1-4236 (1411 amino acids)
Cellular component (GO): membrane
Molecular function (GO): ATP binding; ATP hydrolysis activity; ABC-type transporter activity
Source: RefSeq, a predicted model, not a curated record
AUGGCGCAGCCGUUCAUGACAAGCGAUGAGCCAGCCUCGUCCAUGCGGAUCGAGCUCGCCCAGAUGGAGCAAGGACGAAGCCAGCGCUUCUCCUCAUCGCUGCACUGCCUUGCCCCGAGCAGCUUCACGGGCGUCGCUUGUUCGGAGGACCAGACGCCGUCAGCGUUCGGCGAGGAGGGCCGCUGGCAGGAGGAUGACGAGCUGGAGCUGCAGUGGGCAGCGAUUGAGAGGCUGCCGACGUACCAGCGGCUGAGGGCGGCAGUGCUCGGCCGCAAGGUGGUGGACGUGGCGAAGCUCGGGGACUCGGAGAGGCGGGUGUUCGUGGACGGUCUGUUGAAGGCGGUCGAAGAAGACAAUCUCCGGCUCCUCCAGAAGCUCCGGGAGCGAGUGCAGAGGGUGGAUCUUGAAUUACCGACCGUGGAAGUGAGAUAUCGGGAUCUGUGCAUAGAAGCAGACAGCAAAGCCGUUCUUGGGGAAUCUGUCCCAACUCUUUGGAGCGCUCUCAAAGCCAUUUUCUACGCUCCAACAAAUAAGGUUGGCUGCAAGUAUCAGGGGAACAAGAUAAGAAUUCUCAAGAACGUUAGCGGCGUCCUUAAGCCUGCGAGGAUGACGCUCUUGUUAGGUCCACCAGAAUGCGGAAAGACCACCUUAUUACAGGCAUUAGCAGGCAAAUCAGAGAAAUCCCUCAAGGUCAAGGGCGAAAUUUCCUACAAUGGCUACAAGCUGAAUGAGUUUAUUCCUCAGAAGACUUCAGCUUAUAUAAGCCAAUAUGAUACACAUAUUUCUGAGAUGACCGUGAGGGAGACGCUUGACUUCUCUGCACGAUGUCAGGGCAUAGGAGGAAGGGCAGGUACCAGUUUGUUCUCCAACCUUGAACAAAGGGAGAAGCAAGCAGGAAUUAAUCCAGAGCCAAGCAUAGACACUUACAUGAAGGCAAUUUCUAUAGGAGGAAUGAAAAGAACACUUCAAACAGACUACAUUUUGAAGGUUCUUGGACUCGACAUCUGCGCAGAUACAAUUGUUGGGGAUGCGAUGAACAGAGGAAUUUCUGGUGGUCAAAAGAGAAGGCUGCGACCGGUUAGGGAAAUGAUAAUUGGUCCGGCGAGAGUUCUAUUUAUGGAUGAGAUAUCAACAGGCUUGGACAGCUCCACUACCUUUCAGAUCAUUACAUGCUUGCAACAAUUGGCGCACAUAACAGAGUCCACAAUUUUGGUUUCGCUUCUUCAGCCAGCACCUGAGACUUUUGAUCUCUUUGAUGACAUAAUUCUAAUGGCACAGGGACAUGUAGUGUAUCAUGGACCUCGGACGGAUGUUCUCAGCUUCUUUGAACAUUGUGGUUUCAAGUGCCCAUUGAGAAAAGGCAUUGCUGACUUUCUCCAAGAAGUGGUUUCCGAAAAGGACCAGGCACGAUACUGGCAUCACAAAGACCGGACCUAUAAUUUCAUAUCUCCUAGCAUGUUCGCACGAAUGUUUAAAGAGCAUCUAAUGGGAAAGACAGUGGACGAGGAACUUGCCAGGCCUUUCGAGAAAACUGAGCUACACAGAAAUGCUUUAUCUUUCGAAAUUUACUCGUUAAAAAAGUGGGAGUUGUUCAAAGCGUGCCUUUUGAGAGAAUGGCUCCUCAUGAAGCGCAACUGGUUUGUUCAUGUCUUCAAAUCAGCACAGCUCGUGGUCGUUGCAGUUAUUACAGUGACCGUCUUCUUGCGCACAAGGAUGAAAGUCGACUUGGUGCAUGCGGAUCUUUUCAUGGGUUCCCUAUUUUAUGCUCUCAUCCGGCUCAAGGUUAAUGGUCUUCCGGAACUGGCAAUGACUGUUUCUAGACUUGGUGUCUUUUACAAGCAACGAGAUAAUUUCUUCUACCCUGCAUGGGCUUAUACCAUUCCAGCGGCCAUACUGAAAAUCCCAUUUUCUUUACUUGAUGCGUUUCUUUGGACAGCUAUUACCUAUUAUGGAGUUAAUUAUAGUCCUGAACCUCAAAGGUUCUUUAAUCAAUUCUUCCUGCUCUUCCUAUUGCAUCAAGUAUCGAUAUCAAUGUUCCGAUUGAUAGCAUCUGUGGUUCGAAAUCCGCCUGUUGCAGCAAUUUGCGGUCUAUUCUCUUUAUUUGUUUUGUUUUUAUUCGGUGGCUUCGCCAUCCCAAAACCUUCUUUACCCGGUUGGUUGAGGUGGGGAUUCUGGUUCUCUCCAUUGUCAUAUGCUGAAAUAGGUGUUUCAGUGAAUGAGUUUCUCGCUUCAAGGUGGCAAAAGGUUUCAUCUCUUAACGGCACUCUGGGGCAACAAGUCCUCAAACAGCAUGGUCUAGAUUAUAGUGACCACUUUUACUGGAUAUCAGUUGGGGCAUUGAUUGGAUUUUGGAUGGUUUUCAACGUUGGGUUUACCUGUGCUCUGAGUUUUUCAAAAGGUAAGAUGGUUUUACCAUUUGAACCAACAACUCUAACAUUUGAAAACGUGCGGUCCUUCGUGGAAACAACCAAGAAAUUAAGAGAGCAAGGUUUCCCAGAAAGGAGACUACAGCUUCUUCAAGAUGUUACCGGAGCCUUCAGACCUGGAGUCCUAACGGCUUUGAUGGGUGUCAGUGGCGCAGGGAAAACAACAUUAAUGGAUGUUCUUUCAGGAAGAAAAACCGGCGGUUUUAUCGAAGGAGACAUAAAGGUUGGAGGAUAUCCUAAAGUUCAAGCUGUAUAUGCCAGAAUAUCUGGCUACUGUGAGCAAAUCGACAUACAUUCUCCACAGCUUACAAUUGAGGAAUCAGUGGCAUACUCAGCUUGGUUAAGGUUGCCAGCUCACAUUGACAAAAAUACAAGAGCGGAAUUUGUGACUACAGUACUUCAAAUGAUUGAGCUAGAUGACAUAAAAGAUGCCAUAGUUGGUGUUCCUGGUGUGACCGGUAUAUCAUUCGAGCAGGGUAAACGGCUGACUAUAGCAGUGGAGCUUGUUUCUAACCCAUCAAUCAUCUUCAUGGACGAACCUACUUCUGGUCUUGAUGCUAGAGCAGCCGCCAUUGUAAUGCGAGUCGUGAAGAAUAUUGUUAGCACAGGGAGGACAAUUGUGUGUACAAUUCACCAACCAAGCAUUGACAUAUUUGAGGCUUUUGACAAGCUAAUCCUGAUGAAAAGAGGAGGUCAAAUGAUAUACUCUGGAGAGCUUGGAGAGCGUUCAAAUAAGCUUAUUGAAUAUUUUGAGAGUAUCCCUGGAGUGCCAAAAAUCAAGGAUAAUUACAACCCAGCUACGUGGAUGCUGGAAAUCACAAGUCCUUCAAUAGAAUCUCAACUUCGUAUAGACUUUGGCAUCAUUUAUGAGGAAUCUGAUCAGUGCAGGAUGAACAAAGAAUUAGUGAGAGAGCUAAGUUUGCCAGUGGCUGGGACAAAAGAGAUGUGUUUCUCUGCAGGCUUCCGGCAAAAUAGAUGGGAGCAGUUCAAGACAUGUUUAUGGAAACAACAUCUAACCUACUGGAGAAGCCCUAAAUACAACCUGGUGCGCCUGAUUUUCAUUACCGCAUCUUCCUUGUUUUGUGCCGCUCUCCUUUGGCAAAAAGGAAAGGAAAUAAACGACAAGCAAGAUCUUCUCAGCAUACUUGGAUCGAUGUAUGUCUUUGUGCAAUUCAUGGGGGUAGGGAACGGCAAUUCCGUUCUGCCAUUUGUUGCUACUGAACGCAUCGUUGUCUACAGGGAAAGAUUUGCCGGAAUGUACUCAUCGUGGUCCUAUUCAUUUGCUCAGGGGGUUAUUGAAGUUCCAUACAUAUUCUUGCAAACGGUUCUGUUUGUGCUGAUCACAUACCCUGCCAUAGGUUUCUAUGUCUCGUUCUAUAAAGUGUUUUGGUACUUCUACACCAUGUUCUGUACAUUGCUCUAUUUCAACUACUUUGGAAUGAUGCUUGUUUCACUGACACCAACAUACCAAGUGGCUGCAGUGUUCGGGAGUUUUGCCUACACCAUGUUCAAUCUGUUCGCGGGGUUCCUGAUUCCCGGACCCCAAAUUCCGGUCUGGUGGCGUUGGUGUUACUGGAUAUGCCCAGUCACUUGGUCCCUGAGAGGUAUGCUUAGUUCGCUAUACGGAGACAUCCAUAAGGAGAUAACAGUUGAUGGACAACAAACGACGAUCAGCGCCUUCUUGGAAAAUUAUUAUGGUUAUCGCUACGAUCAACUCUACGUCGUAGCCAUCAUGCUUUUGGCCUUUCCGCUAAUUUUCACGUGUAUAUUUGCCUGUGCAAUUGCAAAAUUGAACUUCCAAAGGAGAUGAAAGGAGUGUAGAGAGUGCUUCAUUGAAUACUUCCACUUAGAAUCAUCAGAAUAAAAGGAACUCUAUUUUAAAGUUUUGACCUUGAUUUCAUC